AUGUCGAGCGAUCCAAUCGGACCUACCGAGGGUCCUGGCAACCCGGUCGAAAAAGCCGUCGAGAACCAACAAGAAGCUGGCAACCAAGGAAAAGGUCGGACAAGCGAGGCCGCCGCUGUUGAGAAGACCGUUGCGCCUGCGACUGUUGUCGGCAAAAGCCCCGUCGUCGAGAACAUUGAUGAGGAUGGCGACCUUGUCCUCCAUAUCGGCCCUACUUCAAACCUGAGGGCAUUCAAAAUCGACUCCUCUACUCUUCGCCGCACCUCUGAAGUCUUCCGAGCGUGGAUUUGCCGCUGGAGGACCGACAAACCGAGCGAUUCACAAUGGGUAUUCGACCUGCCGGAGGACGACCCCGCCAGUCUCAAAACCAUCCUCCAUAUUGUCCACGGACAGUUUGACCAAGCCACAAAGACCAUGGCGGAGAGCGACGGCAGUAUGCUAUACGAGCUGCUGGUGCUUUGCGACAAAUAUAACAUGGCCUACAUGAUCAAGCCCUGGGCUAAUGCAUGGCUCAAUCACACCAUCAAGGACACGCAAGAUAAGCCCAGCUACUGGAAGCUUGCAUUCAUUGCUUGGGAAUUAGGACGUUAUGAUCUAUUCACCGAGAGCUGUCAAAAUAUCAUCCUUACGUCCCAGGCUUCCCAUGAUGGAAGCGGACUAGUGGCCUAUGAAUGCCAGUUGGGUGAUUGCCGCCUUGGCCCUCUCAAGAUGGAAGAGAGAUUCGAACCGAUCAGAUACGCGAUUAUUCAAGCUCUACUCGACUUCUACCACACUGAGGUCAAGGAUCGUCUGCUUGGGAAGGUCCCUACCCACAGUCCCGUUCAACCUACUGCAUCUCGCUCUGUGGGGAGAUCACCAACCCUGUCAUUCGGCAACACUCGCCAAACCUCAUCUCGUUCCCCAAUGACCAACACCGCGUGCAAUCAGAUUGUUCUGGGGGGCAUCAUCCAGGCCACCGUGACGCUACUACGGGGCUCAACCAAAACCGAGAAUAUGGACGCUGGAAUCUUGGUCCUUCUUCCCACUGAGGCAUCUGAGCUCAAGGAUAGCCCUGCCAAGCUCAUUGGACAGAUGAUUACUAUCUUCCAAGCCGUUCAGCCAUUGGGAUCUGGUCACGAGAUCUGCCAUCCUGCAGCCAGGUUUCUGUCUUUUCAGAAAACCAUCAAGGAGUUCACGGCAGAGUGUAAUAAAGGAUGGGAGGGUCUGCUGUUGACUCCAGCGGAUAAAGGCAGACUGGCCAAGAGAAGGUUGCUCUUUGGCUGAGACAUUGUUCUUCGUAGAUAGGCCUUGUUCUAUAUAGGUAGUUAAAACGCCUCUUGAUCGUCUUGUAAAGUCUCCCGGCUAUCUCUAAAAGCCGAUCAGCU
Messenger RNA from Podospora pseudocomata, 1364 nucleotides. RefSeq lists its product as uncharacterized. NCBI's taxonomy places the organism in Eukaryota, Fungi, Ascomycota, Sordariomycetes, Sordariales, Podosporaceae. The record is from RefSeq and is a predicted model, not a curated record. Bases 1 to 1263 code for a protein of 420 amino acids. The transcript is spliced from 2 exons.